AUGUCUGACAAACGCGAGAACCUAGAAAAGCUGGGGGCGGUUUUAGUUCAGGUUCAUCAUGAUCUGAGACAACUUAAGUGCAGUAUUGAGAAGGUCAGUGUCAGUGACAGGGCCACAACUCUGGACAUCCAAGCCCUGAGCGAUGGCAUCUGUAGGGCCCACAGUAGCAUCAGGAAACAUGCUGAGGAUUUUCUGAAAACAGUGAAUAGGCAGCAGCUGAUUCUUCCGAGCAUUGAGGACUUAAAGCCACAGACACUUAAAACACCUAGAUGGAAUCCUCCUCUGGAGAGUCUCCCAGAUGUGCAUUCACAAAGGAAGGAGCUUCUGAAGCACUUACCCAAGAAAAAGAGACAAAGCCCCCGCUCUGAGGCCCGUCAUCAUGCCACCAAACCAGAAGGACAUCGCUCCUCGUUUAGAACUGAGGACGACACGGAGACAGAAUCCAACAGCAUGUGCCACAAGGAGCCAAAAGGUCCAACAAAUUCAGAACCCAAUGCUGUGAAAGAAGUUGAUGCAUGUGGACCUCUGCAGACCUCAAAGACGCCGCUUCAAUCCACAGCCUCUAAAAGCAUGGACUUGAAGUGUGAGGUGCAAGACACAGACGGUCCUCUGCCUAAAGCCCCUCAGAACCUGGCAGUGGAAGUUCCUGAUAAUAUCACCAGAUACCCCUUCACAAUCACAAAAGGGCAGAUCGACCCGAUGGCGACUGAUUUCUGUCACUUCAAGCAGAGCUUCACAUUGUGCUGGGGCAGUGUGUUUGAUGCUCUGGAGGACCUGAAAAAGCUUCUCAGGAACUUUGCAGUGCCUUUAGCUACAGUUAGUGGAGAGCGUCUCGUGGACGUAUGUCACAGUUGGGAUGCUGGUUGGAGAAAGGCCCCGUCAGCAAUCACUCUCCUAUCAGUGCUUGAAAAUCAGGAGGAGGUAUCAGAUCUGGUCUCACGCCCAGGUCAGCGCUACAAGGGAGAGGGAGGCAUCGAGGCCGCCGCCAUCCUUAUACAGUCCUGCUGGAGGCGCUACUUGGCCAGGACGGCCUACCUGUGGCACCUGCGGCGCAAGUGGGCUGCACACAUUAUCGCAAUGUCAUGGUGGGGGCACGCUCAGAGGUGUCGUGUCAAAAAGGCCCUUCAGGCACGGAGGCUUAGUCAGUUAGAAAACCAUCGCAGGAGAGCACAGCAUCUGGCAGCCAACUGGAAACACAUCCAGUCGUCCAAGAGGACCAUUAUCCACAUCCCUUCAUUAGGUUUCUCUCAGAGCCAGCGACUGAAGUUGAGAAGAUAUGACAUCCUCCAGAACGCCCAAAUAAGCAGAUUGUUUGACGUUAGAGAUGAUAAUGUGGAGGUGAUCUAUGUAUGCUCGCUGCGUUUGGGGGAAGACAUCUUGCAGUAUUACAGCAGCCUUCUGAACUGUGAUGGAGCCACAGAUGGAGCUGAUAACACCCAGGCCUCACACAGCAAGAGACACUUUACUAUCCUAACUCCAGAAGCUGUAGAUUAUUUCCCUACCCACAACAUGUGUCUGUCUACACUGCUGAAGUACAGUCCACGCACCCUGAAGCGUAUCAAACACCUGAUCCAGGGGAAUCAGGCCUACAUAGUGGGCGGAGUUAGCCACAUGGAUGACUUGGCAGUGGCUGAUGAGCUGGAUGUGCCGAUCUUGGGUCCAGAACCAGCUGUUUCACAGCUCUACAGCACUAAAUCCGGAGGAAGGAGGAUUGUUGCUGCGGCAGAAGUUGAUGUUCCCCCUGGUCAAGCAAAUAUCUGCUCACUAAACCAGCUUCAUGAAACACUAGCAGAGCUCAUGACUCAAAAUAUUAAUAUGCAACGCUGGCUUUUUAAGAUCAACUUGCAACAUGGUGGUCGUGCUGCAGCGUACUGCGACGUUUGCCAUCUCAGCUGCUAUAAAUGGGCUUUGCAGAGUUAUCGUCAUGACGGUCCUGAUCUAUGGGGCUCAGAAUGGACUCAGGAGACUGUAUUUCGCAGAUAUUUAGAUGAGAUCCCAGAAUGGCUGGCCCAUUAUGCCAAACCUACUAAAACCUGCUCUUAUCCCAGUUGGUCCUGCUUCCUGAAGACCUUCCUCAGGCAAGGUGGCGUAGUGGAGGCAUAUCCCCCUUCAGAAAGUGUCACUUAUCUGACAGUGGAUAUGUUACUGGAGCCAGGGGGUGAGGUGGCCAUGCUGUCCUGUGGAGACCAGCUCCACGGCUCCUGUCAGCCAGAGGUCAUAGGGUGCACUGUUCCACAGACGUCAGUACAUCCAGACACCUUGCACUCCAUCUGCAUGCGUGUGGGUCAGGCUUGUCUACAGCACCUUGUUGUUGGUUAUGUCUCUGUGGGCCUAGCUACCUUUACGGACCACGGCACCAUGGAGCAGAAGGUUUGGGUCAUCGAUCUGGACAUCGCUUACAGUGACCAGCUGGCCAUGACCCAGAUGCUGCUGAUGAUGACCGGAGGAACGCUGAAUUGGCGGACGGGAUGUUUAGAAGUUCAAAUGCCAGUCAGAAGGAAAUGCUGUGAACACCAGGCUGCAGCUAAACACCUUGUGCUCAGUGGUUAUGCGGUCAUCGGGAGCCACCUGUUUCAUUCUCACCUUUCGAUGUUGUACCACAGCUCGUUCUUCAGGAUGUGCAAGCUACACGGCAUUGGGUUUAACAAAAAGCAGAAGCAAGGCACUGUUUUUGCUUUUUAUGACAGCAGUGAGCGAUGUCGCUUUGGUAUGAUAACGAUCUCAGAGGAUCUCCGGGGAGCUCUGGUGACCUUUGCUCAGAAUCUGUCAGUCAUUCAUCAGCAAAUAUCAUCCUCUGCAACGCAGGGAGGAAACAAUUUCAAGGAGCUCCUAAAGCACAUAGAAGAUGUGCUGCAGACUAUAUUUCGGAACAAGAAUCAACUGAAGGAUAAACCUGCUGCGGAGACAGCUGCAUCACCCGUGAAGUGCAAUAUCACCAAAUAA
Messenger RNA from Nematolebias whitei (Rio pearlfish), 2943 nucleotides. RefSeq names its product IQ motif containing H (gene iqch). The transcript is spliced from 19 exons. The record is from RefSeq and is a predicted model, not a curated record. Gene Ontology annotation, molecular function: protein binding. Lineage: Eukaryota; Metazoa; Chordata; Actinopteri; Cyprinodontiformes; Rivulidae. The coding region runs from base 1 to 2943 and encodes 980 amino acids.